This is a messenger RNA of Nelumbo nucifera (sacred lotus), 2785 nucleotides long. RefSeq lists its product as uncharacterized. Lineage: Eukaryota; Viridiplantae; Streptophyta; Magnoliopsida; Proteales; Nelumbonaceae. The record is from RefSeq and is a predicted model, not a curated record.
UAUUUAUGUAUUUAAUAUUGAUGGGGUGUUAUUACAAGGCUCGACUAAGAGAACCCAUCAAUCAGUUGAAAAGGAAGGGAAAAAAGCUGUAAUUCUUAACAAUAGUGUCACAGGAACUGUUUCAGCCUGGUGUGCAUCUCUCUGCGUCGAUGUGGUGGCAUGUGCAAGGGGAGGCUUUCCAAUUUCUAACAGUGAAGAUGGUGGUGGUGGCGGUGGCAGUGAUGGACUGACUGAUGAUGGUGGCUCUCCUCCCUUCCUGUCUUUCAACAACCACCUUCCGGCCCCUACUUUAGUUGCUUGCUCACCUCAUCCUUUUUCUCUUACUUUUACUCCCUUUUUUAUCCCCCAACUUUUCUCUAUUUCUCGUUUGUUCACGUUAACCAGUUAAUCUUACAUACUUCUCUUUCUUAUUUUCACACCUACGACCUCUCUCUCUCUCUCUCUCUCUCUUUGACCAGUUGCCACUUGCCACCAACAGCAGCUCUCUAUCUCUCCCUCUUUAUCUCUCUCAAAUGGCGACCCCACUCUACAAUCUGUAGACGAUCUUUUUUAAGUGGAAACGUGAGUAGAAGACGCCUCUCUUUUAGAAUUAGAGAACUCCUCCUCUCUUCCUCUCCUUUUCUAUCCAAAACCCUAAAUUGAACCCAGUCCAUGAAAGUGAAACAGAAAGGAACAGGAAAAACUUCUGUCUAACUCUUAUCUCCAGACGCUUUUUUUUGUUUCCUCGGUGUUCUCCUCCUCUGCUAGAUUAAGAUCGCUGGGUUGUUUCUCUCUCUCUCUCUCUCUUUUUGCCGCUCAACUCUCCUGGUCGACUUCGAAGAGGCAGGCAAAGGAAAGAAAAAGAAAGGUCUGUCUCCAUUGUGGAUCAGAGCUUUAAAGAGACGGGUACUUUCUGAAAGCUAUUCUAGAAAACCUCCCUCCAUUUAAUUCAUGGGUUCUUUCGCAGGAUUCACUUAAUUGGGAUUGUAAGUGAGAAAAUCCCUCUGCAGCUGCCCCUGAGAUACACAUAGCCUGUCUCUUCACACGCUCAACCUUUGUCUGUCUGCCAUUUCCUUCUCGCUUUUUUAUUGUUCCUUCUUUGAUCUCUCGACUCUCAUACCCUUGUACCCUCUAGAGCUAUGGAUUCUGGUAACAGUAGUAGUAUGCAAUCAUCAAGCGGCGGUGAUGAAGAGUACGAUUCUCGGUCUGAGUCGAUCUCCGCUAUCUUGAAUUCUUCCGGCCACGUCGGUCAUGGUAACGUCAUGUCUAACCCAAACCUACCAACUCCUGCCUCCAACCCACACCAUCUCAAUCUUCCCUCCUCCUCGCCUUCGUCUUUGUUUGAUCCUCUAUCAAAUUAUCUGGAUGCCUUCUCUCGACCACCGUCGACUUCAAAUGCAAAUUCACAGCCGCAUCUUGACAUGAUGUGGCCUAGAAGCCUAAGAUCUGAACCCAGUUGCACCGAAAUCGGUAGGAUAAUGGGAUCCUCAUCUUCGAGCCAUCAGAUCUCCGGUGCUCAAAGGCCUAGUCGGGGCUCUUUGCCAAGCUCAUCGUCCAAGCCAUUGCCAACAGUCUCGGAAAAUAGUGCACGGCCUUCAGCUCCACCUCCAUCGGAUCAAUCCAACGUAGUUCGAAGUUCGAAGAAGAGAUCAAGAGCUUCUCGAAGGGCACCCACAACUGUUCUGACCACCGACACAUCGAAUUUCCGCGCGAUGGUGCAAGAGUUCACAGGGAUCCCGGCACCCCCUUUCUCAGCAUCACCCUUCCCUCGAAGCCGACUCGAUCUCUUUAACACUGCGUCCACCUUGAGGUCCGCCCAUUUGGAUCCACCACCACCGCCGUACCUUCUACGGCCUUUUGCUCAAAAGGUUCAGCCACCCUCAUUUUUAUCUUCUGCUGCUGCUGCUUCUGUUUCGUCAUCGUUCUCUUCUAGUUUGAUCGAUGCUAUUGCUUCUAGUUCUAAUAUUGGCAAGACCACUACUGCCACUAACCCUUCCACAGCCACCGUCACCGCCACCACUACAACCACCAUUGCCCUCGCCACUACUAAUAAUACUUCAAAUUCAACUUCUACAAAUAACUACCAACUACUUCCUGAUUUGGGCCUUCCGAAACAAUCUCAAAGCAUACUGAACAUUCAUCAGCAGAAUCCAGUUCUUACAUUCCAGUCUCUCCUGCAACCAUCUCCUCUUCAGCAACCCAAGUACCCAUUAGCGAAUGUUUUCGGCGAGAAAUCUCAACAAGGGUCGUUAUCCAGUCCGUCGACGGAUUCACAACAACUUAAAAUGGGCAUGGUGCUAGAGGAUUUUGGCAUGGGUCAUGCGCAUGGAAACCCACAACUUAGCGGGCUAUCCAAUCUCGUAACUUCUGAUGGGAUGUCACUGAGGAGCGACAAUAACCCUUCAGGCUGGGGAGCUGGGGUAGGACUGAAUGAUGGAGAUCAUCAAGCUCAUUUGAAGUCCUUUAAUGUGAAUUACGGUAAUUCACAGAGGGUAAAUAGCUGCAAGAUCAACUACACCACGUCGUCGUCAGAUUUCCAUGUGGACAAGGGACCGGAGAAUGUUUCUUCCAGGGGUGAAGGUAUGGUAGAUUCAUGGAUCUGUUCUUCGGAUUAGCAAAAAUAUGUCAGAGAGAGAGAGAGAGAGAGAGAAAGGGGAAGGGUAAGAAGAAGUAGAAGAAGGAAGGAGAUGCCAAUGAUUCUCUCUGCAUCUUAUCAUUAACCAUCACUUCCAACAACAUUUACAAAGGUUGAAAUUUUCUUAAAUUAUGUGUAUAUAGUCUUUUUGCUUCUUAUAUUUCUGAAUUC